Didymodactylos carnosus is the source of this 300-nucleotide messenger RNA. The record is from the annotation of a GenBank genome assembly. Lineage: Eukaryota; Metazoa; Rotifera; Eurotatoria; Philodinida; Philodinidae.
AUGAUUGGGUCCGUCCAUGCACCGACUCCCGAGGGGGUCAUCGCUGAUUUUCUUUUUACAGGACUCAAUCUUGUUGGCAAUGAAAACCGUCAUCGACAUUCCCGAGGACGACGUAGUCCGCCUUCUCCAGACUUCAGUGGCGCACAGCCAGAAAGACCAAAGCGCAGACGACGACGCAAUGCAGAUCGACACCACACCAACCACGAACGUCCCGACAGUCGACACAGUCCUGCCGCUCUGCGUGACCUACACCAUGUCCGCCCCGGCGCUGCGGCUGGCCCUGCGUCAGCACCUGCGUGA